Choloepus didactylus (southern two-toed sloth) is the source of this 2604-nucleotide messenger RNA. RefSeq names its product 1-acylglycerol-3-phosphate O-acyltransferase PNPLA3-like. Gene Ontology annotation, cellular component: membrane; cytoplasm; lipid droplet. Gene Ontology annotation, biological process: triglyceride catabolic process; lipid homeostasis. Lineage: Eukaryota; Metazoa; Chordata; Mammalia; Pilosa; Megalonychidae. The record is from RefSeq and is a predicted model, not a curated record. Gene Ontology annotation, molecular function: triacylglycerol lipase activity. The coding region runs from base 94 to 1413 and encodes 439 amino acids. The transcript has 8 exons.
UCCCGGGGCCACCGCAGGGACCCGGGCUCAGAGCGCGAGGGCGCCUAGACGAGCAGUUACGGUCCCGGAUCCCGGCCCUGACCUGCCUCCGCCAUGGACGACCCCGAGCGCGGCUGGAGCCUGUCCUUCGCGGGCUGCGGCUUCGUGGGCUUCUAUCACGUCGGGGUGACCCACUGCCUGAGCGAGCGCGCCCCGCACCUCCUCCGCGACGCCCGCAUGUUCUUUGGCUGCUCGGCCGGGGCGCUGCACUGCGCCGCCUUCCUCGCCGGGAUUCCGCUGGAUCGGACCUUACAGGUCCUUGCGGACCUCGUCCGGAAUGCCAGGAAACGGAAUCUUGGCGUUCUGCAUCCGUCCUUCAACAUGAGCAAGUACCUUCGAGAAGACCUCCACAAACACCUCCCAGACAACAUCCACCAGCUCAUCUCUGGCAAAUUGUGUGUCUCUCUCACCAGAGUAUCUGACAGGGAAAAUGUGCUGGUGUCUGAUUUUCAGUCCAAAGAGGAAGUCGUGGACGUCUUGGUUUGUGCCUGCUUCAUCCCCUUCUACUGUGGUUUAAUCCCUCCUUCCUUCAGAGGUGUGCGAUACAUGGAUGGAGGUCUAAGUGACAAUGUUCCUUUCACUGAUGCCCAAACAACCAUCACUGUGUCCCCCUUCUAUGGAGAGCAUGACAUCUGCCCCAAGGUCAAGUCCACGAACUUUCUUCAUGUGACCCUCAGCAAGCUCAGUCUGCGUCUCUGCUCGGAAAAUGCCUAUCUUAUAUUCAGAGCGUUAUUCCCCCCAGAAGUCAAGGUACUUGGAGAGAUAUGCCUCCAAGGAUAUUUGGACGCCCUUAGAUUCUUGGAAGAGCAGGGUAUCUGCACCAGGCCAGGGCCAAGCCUGAAUUUAUCCACAGAAGAGAGUGAGCUGGAGGUCAUUGCUCCCUGUGAGGAAAACAUGAGCCAGGAGGCUCCCUGGGAGGCAGCUGCCUUGGAGAUGUGGCCUGAGGGAGAUGAGCUGCUGGAGACCUUGUGCCCCAAGCUCCUUAGAGCACUGAAUGAAGCAGUGAAGGACAGAGGUGGCUACAUGAGCAAGAUGUGGAACUUCUUCCCAAUGAGGAUAAUGUCCUACAUGAUGCUGCCCUGCACACUGCCAGUGGAGUCUGUGAUUGCUCUUGUCCAGAGGUCCCGGAAAGGUGCCUGCCUGUCCUCCUGGAGACAUGAGCACCCUGUCACCUGGCACAAGCUCAGAAACCAGCUGGAAGACUCGAUGAAAUGGCCAUGGCUUCACACAGCAUCUGCUCCCAUUCCUCAUCACCACUUGGGGAAACUGAGGCCCCCAAGAGAUUGGGGUCACAGCUCUGAGGGCACAGAGCUGACUAGAAUGUUAAAUCAUGUUAACAUGGUAGAGUGUAGGCAAUCCCUUCUUUCAUUCUAGGCAUAAUUUAUUAAUGUGAUUCAUAUUCAACAAGGUACAUGAAAAGGUUAAAGGAAGAUUCUCCUAGAACUCAUUCCUUGGGCUCCCUCAGGAACAGGGUGACAGAGCUGUCAAGCAUGUUGUUGGGGGUCAGACUGCCCUACUCCUAAUCCUGGCUCCACCAGUGACCACAGCUGUGUGAUCCAGGACAGCUGAAUUUACCUCUCUGUGCUGCAGUUCUGCAUCUAGAAAACAGGGGUGCUAAGGGAACUCCCCUAGACCAAGGGGGGUCAGGAGAUGCAAUGGAGUAGAUUUUUAUUUUCUGAUAAUAGUAAUGAUAGCAAAAAGUUAUAACAAGAGAGGAUGGGCUUUAGAAAUAGGCAGACCAUGGUGCUACAGUUUCUAAGCUGUGUGACCUCAGGCAAGUUAAUCAAUCUCAAGUAUCAGUUUUCUCAUCUGUGAUAACUGGAUAAGAAACCCUACCUCCUUGGGGUGCUGGAAUAUGGAAAAUACUUGUUUAAAAAAUAGACUCACUGAAAUAGAAAUUGAGCUUAGAAAUAGCAGGGAUUUGGGAUGGGGUUGGAAGAGGUUUCGGGGAGUCCAGGAAAUGGGGAGCCAAAGAGCCUAAGUUGGAGGGGGUCUGAGUGCUGACCCACCUGCAGAGAAGAGCCUGCUGGACCCUGGGCCUCCAGUGCACUUGCCCUUUAGACAUCUAACAUGUAAGCUGUUAAAAUCUCAGACUCGGGGCUCCCCCAAGGAGUAGGGACUCAUUCCUAGGGAAAUGCUGCUGAAAGCAAGAAUGAGCUGACCCCUCAGCAGGAUCUCAAGGACCGCCUGGAAGUUUGUGUCCUGUGCAGGGCAGGGGUCAGGCCUUCCAGUUGGCUUCCCUUGCUGGACUCACAUAUGACCAAGUAGGGUUUGAAGAGGGGGGCGGUAUCUUGACCACAAGUACUUUCCACCAGCUGCCAUCUUGCCACACUUUUCUUCAAGACAGGUAGAAACUAGGAAAGCCCAGGACUUCUUUCAUUUCCCUGUAAAUACAGUGAACUUCCUGUAUCAAAGUGAUCUAAAUUUGCUUUUGGGCUUUCUGUUAGGCUUAUCUUUGUCAUGUAAUUGCAGAUUCACCUUCUGUGAACUUACUGGAUUGGGGUUAGAGGUGACUCUGGCAAUUUGCCCAGACUAAGGGUACUGAUGAAAGAAGUCUGCAUUUGA